ACAAGAGAGAGAAACAGAGAGAGAGAGAGAGAUCCAUGGGAGAAUACAAAUCAGAGGGUACUAUUCAAGUGGGGAGCUGCUAUGGAUUCAGAGUGAAUUCAAAUCGACAUGAUCAGUUUGUGAAGAAAUUAGGGAAAAACAGAAAUGGGUCUUCUUCAUCAAAAUCAUGGGGAUUGUUGGGGGAUCCUGAAUUGCAGAGGAAGAAAAGGGUUGCUAGCUAUAAGGCUUAUUCAGUUGAAGGGAAAGUUAAAGGCUCCAUUAGAAACACUUUUAGGUGGCUUAAGCUCAAGUAUACUCAGGUUAUCUAUGGCUGCUAGUGCUAGAUUGCUUCUUCUUCUUCUUUUGUGUUCUGAAUCAUAAUAAAUCAAUGGCCAAAUCUUUAUUAUU
Impatiens glandulifera is the source of this 387-nucleotide messenger RNA. RefSeq lists its product as uncharacterized. The record is from RefSeq and is a predicted model, not a curated record. Bases 36 to 317 code for a protein of 93 amino acids. The transcript has a single exon. Lineage: Eukaryota; Viridiplantae; Streptophyta; Magnoliopsida; Ericales; Balsaminaceae.